UAUUACUCCCUGUCACUCACGGCAGACAAAAACACCUUAUUUCCUUAGAAUCUUCAUUCUCAUUCGAUCUAAUUUCAUAGAUUGCCCCAUUAUUAUUACAUGAUUACACAGUCUCCUCCAUUUCGCAUUUGACAGCAACAAAAACACACACAAUGUCUAUCUUCCUCACUCUGACACUCUUGAGCAGCAUCUUCGGCACCACCAUUUCCACCAAUCUUCCACCUUCUUUUUCAUUCCCAUAUGGUUUGUCGUAUCACAUCGACUGUGGAAGUCCGACCAACACCACGGAUCCGUUCAACACCACGUGGCUGUCGGACCGCUACUUCAGUGGCGGCGCUACCGGGAUCGUGUCGGAGCCGCUUAACUUCCACCAUGCGCACGAGAAGACUCUCCGCUUCUUCCCAAUCUCCUCCGGCAAGAAGAACUGCUACGCCAUCCCUUCCCUCCCUCCCUCCCGCUACCUCCUCCGCACAUUCGUCGUCUACGACAACUACGACGGCAGGUCCCACCCUCCCUCCUUUGAUGUCGCCAUCGCCUCCACUGUCGUAUUCUCCUGGCGCUCACCCUGGCCCCCGUCCCUCGCCCGCGAUGGCGCCUACGCCGACCUCUUCGCUACAAUCCUCUCCUCAGAAGCCCUAAUUUGCUUCUACAGCCUCGCCACGGACCCGCCGGUGAUCUCCUCCAUCGAGCUCUUCGCAGCCGAUCUGGCCUCCUACGACGCCGCCGCAAUCGCCGACAACGGCACUGUGCUUGUCAACUACGGGAGACUCUCCUGCGGCUCCGACCAGUGGGGGCCGGGCUUCUCCAACGACUCCGACCUGUUCGGCCGCUCCUGGCAGUCCGAUUCGGUAUUCCGAACAGGCCAGAGUAAAAUCGUAGCCGUAUCGACGCGGAACAGCAUAAGUGGGGCUGAGGAAAAGCCGAAUUACUUCCCGGAGAAACUUUACCAGACGGCGGUGAUGACGGCGACGACAGCAGAGGAGGGAGGUGGGGUUUUGGAGUACGAGUUGAGAGUGGACGCAAAGCUUGAUUACUUGGUCUGGCUGCAUUUCGCUGAGAUUGAAGGGCGGGUGAGAAGGGUUGGGGGGAGGGUGUUUGAUGUGUACAUAAACGGUGAUAAUUUGACCAGGGUUGAUAUAUACAAGCAAGUUGGGGGUUUUGCGGCGUUUACUUGGCAUCACACGGUGAAAAACUUGAGUAGCAGCGUCUUGAGCGUGAAGCUAGUGGGUGUGGUGGGUGCGCCUCUGAUCUGUGGGAUUGAGAAUUACGCUCUGGUGCCUAGUGAUCCUUCAACUGUUCCUCAACAAGUGGUUGCCAUGAAAGCAUUGAAAGAUUCACUUCGGGUGCCUGAAAGAAUGGGUUGGAAUGGUGAUCCUUGUGCCCCUACUAAUUGGGAUGCUUGGGAGGGAGUUACCUGCCGUAUGAGUAAAGAUAAUACUGCUUUGGUGAUAAGUCAAAUUGAUUUGGGCAGUCAAGGCUUGAAAGGGUUCAUAAGUGGCCAGAUUAGUCUUUUGUCAGAUUUGGUAAGCCUGAAUUUGAGUUCUAAUUUGUUGACGGGUGAAAUACCUGCUGGACUAGGUCAAAAAUCCCUGAUACACCUGGACUUGUCAAACAAUCAGUUAACGGGCUCAAUACCUGAUAGUAUAGGAGCCUCUUCAAGUCUACAGCUCGUGCUAUUGAAUGGUAACUUAUUGGAAGGACAAGUACCAGAACAACUUUAUUCGAUUGGUGUGCAUGGUGGAGCUAUAGAUCUAUCUGGAAACAAAGGUUUGUGUGGUGUACCAUCUCUGCCAGCUUGUCCUUUGUUUUGGGAAAACGGAAAAUUAUCUACUCAGGCUAAAAUUGCAAUAGGCGUGUCCUGUUCUUUUGUUUUCUGUACGAUACUGCUGGUGGUCUAUAUUUUCAUCAGGAGGAGAAGGAAUGACUAUGACUUUGCUCUACCUCAUGAGUUAACAUCAUUAGCAGCCAAGAGAAAUCGAUAUCAGAGGCAGAAAUCCUUGAUGGUUCUUGAGAUGGAGAGUCAACACGCCAAGGGACAACCUUCACAUUUUACGACACAAUAACAUUUAUCUUAAUGGAAAUGGAAUCUUCAUUGUCAUAGCUUUCGGCCAAACAUACAAAGACACAGCUUCAGAAAGGGUUUGAAUGUGUUGCAGCAUUAUGCCUUGCCAUGAUGUGAACAACAUUGCGGCUUUAGGAAAGAAAUGGCUUUUCUCGUACAGCUUUUUGUCUCUUCAAGGUUUCUGGAAGCUACUUAUUGUACAAUGCAUGCUCCCUCUGUCACAUUGUUUCUUGACCCAUUAAAGAAAUAUAUACCCUGUAGUGUCAAUACGUAGCCCGCGGCUUUUGCUGAAUGUGAUAGGUACAACCCAUUAAUGUAUGAAAUUUGAGCCACAACUUAGUGUUGAUUUUUUCUUGGCACAUUGACUCUGGUUGAUUCUUGUAUACCGAUCAAUGCAGCAAAAGAUAAGUGAAUGAUUUUACUGUACAUUGCAUUUCAAAGAUUUUAUUUAGCUAAUACCCAUAACUAAAAUUUCUUC
Molecule: messenger RNA, 2540 nt
Organism: Vigna radiata var. radiata (mung bean)
Lineage: Eukaryota; Viridiplantae; Streptophyta; Magnoliopsida; Fabales; Fabaceae
Product: putative leucine-rich repeat receptor-like serine/threonine-protein kinase At2g14440
Exons: 9
Coding region: 153-2063 (636 amino acids)
Molecular function (GO): protein binding
Source: RefSeq, a predicted model, not a curated record